Molecule: messenger RNA, 2387 nt
Organism: Megachile rotundata (alfalfa leafcutting bee)
Lineage: Eukaryota; Metazoa; Arthropoda; Insecta; Hymenoptera; Megachilidae
Source: RefSeq, a predicted model, not a curated record
AAGAACGGUGAUACAUGCUCAUUGGUAAUUCUCGAACGAACCUCUUCAAGGCCAAUGAAUGGCGAAGGUCCACGUGGGCGAUAACCCUUUUUUUUAGACCGAUUCGCUCGACGAGCGAAAUUGCUUAUUCCACAUUCAUUCACAGCUACACAUGUAUGAACGGAAUUUUUUCCCACGAGGGUGCCGUAUUAUUCGAUAAGUUCACCGCUACCUCUGAUCUAUAUUUCUGUCCUACAACGUAACGCGUAAUAUGUAUAAUUAUCAAUUCCAUUAUGUAGAAGGAAUUGUAUCUUAAUACAAUAUGAACGUUUGCCUGAAAAUUCGAAGGACAUACCGUAAGAGGAAGUACACGUACGUAUAGUUGGACCGCGUGAUAAGCCACGCGUCGGUCGAAACUUGAAUUUCUUACAAACCGCGAUGUUUAGUAAAUUCAGUCGCGACCUUCGAGACAAACGACAAUAGGAGCGAAACUGACAGUUAGGCGUUCGAGACGUUUCCAAUGAACUUCGUUGCACGAACGACGUAAUUGCAUCAUGAAUCAUAUCGCACAGGUAUUGAGCACGAAAUUGAAGUCACCAACACGAAACACAGAAACGUCGAGGAUAUUCGAAUGCGGCUCGUGGAGAUCUCGAGUGCUCGUUAAGAUGAAAGAAUGCCGCGAUGCGAUUAAGAACAUUGUGAGCUUCGACAAGUCACCGAACACCGUAGAAACUGCACGAACAAACGUAGCCGCUGUCACGAACAAAACAUCCUUAUCUUCUAUCGACUCCGGGCUAAAAACUUCCGUGUCCUCGUUAUCGGACAUUACCAGAUUCAGUAGCAUCGCGUUCAAGGAUAAAGAACUGGAGGGCGAAGAGAUUCGAAGAAGAAAUUCAACGUCGUCGAGUUCAUUGGAGAAGGAAUUGAACGCGUCUACCAAUAGUUCACUGAAGUCGUUUCUCGACGAGGAACAAGCGUACACGAUCAAGAAAAAGAUAUCGGCCGAGCCAUUUCUCUCUUACACCGAAGGAACCGUGGAAUUUCUUUGGACAGACGACACAGAGACUAGUUUGUCCAGUCAAGAUAUCAAUUUUGGAAAUCCACCUAUGAACUCGACGUUUUGCGAAAACUCGCUCGCUAAUAUUAAUCGUGCAUCUCCUUUCGUUCAAAAAUUAUGAUUCUAGUUUCGAAAACCAUUUUUCAAUUUCAAUUUAUCUCUCUCUCUCUACUUACCUACUAGUAAUAGUUUUAUUUAUCGAAUAUUUUAUACGAUUAUGUUUUUAUUCGUUGCAAUAAAGUUUUCUAUUAAUCGAACACGAUUCUUGAAAUUCGAUCACGAGAACUUUCGAUACGCCAAGGCUAUGGGUUAGGUUUAGAUCUCGAUUUAAAAGUUUCCGUAUUCCCGAACGGUUCCCAAAUUAUUGUUACUAUUAAAAAUAAUAAUAAUAUAGCAUUCGCAGCCGCGUUCAAAGAUUUCGUAAUCGAAUCGUAACGUGCUCGCACUCGUAUCCGUCCUUGUUUAGAGUAAAUGUAAACGAAAACAUUGUAAAAGUUCUAAUAACUUUUAGGUGUCCUAACAGUCGUGUUCAAAUUAUUCUACAUAUUUUAUCGCGAAUCUUGUGUCGAUAAUGCAAUAAUCGUCGAGUACGAUCAGUGAUUGCGCGAAAAACGCUCGAGAUAUACCGCUUAAACAAACCGAUAAUAUCCGAUACUUUGAAACACUGAAUUUUCCCAGAUAAUUAAUUCGACGCGGAACCAAUACGACGCUCUGUUCGUAUCUAACCAACGGCUGAAAGAGAUCUCGAUCGUUCCGAUAUACUUCGCUAUACACCUGGCUGUGUACGUAUGUCUAUAAAUCGACGAUGAUUGUUCUCCUUUACAAGAGUUGAAAAAUGUUUACAGCGACGGGACAGUUCGAUGAUCCGGAGAAACUUUUCAAUCAAUUUUUAAAUUGAUAUUCGACACUCCGGAAUAAAAGUAAUUGUCUCAAAGAAUUAUAUUCAAUUAGAACAAGUACUAAUAAUAUUUAAGAAGCGAUUAUCACGGAGUCAUGGCAAACUAGAUUCACGUUGGGGAAACGAACCGUUCCGUAAUAAGAUUUCUAGUCCACUAUGCUAUGCUGUGGACGAUUAUGGUUCUUUCAUGCGACAUCGCAAUCGCAAUAUUCAAGUAUGCUUUGCCCAUUGUACACUUUCGAAAAAAAAAAACAAAGUCAACUUGUCGAUAAUAUUCCUACCUUAAACUCUAAGCACCAACGCAACGGUUUAACUCGUUCGAAUGGAAACUAUAAAAAGACAAAUGCAAAGCGAAUGCCGAUCAGCAAACAAUAUCGAUUUUAAAUCGAAUGUAUUAUUGUUGCGAAUAACGUUUAGAAUGUAUAUAAAAUAUGAAAUAUAGGUUCAAGUACA